AUGCGGUGCACGCCAGAGUCUCCGCCGGCCGCGGCCAACAACAACAACACUGUGGCGGUGCCGUGCCUGGUCCGCGGUCCCGAAGAGCAUAUUGAAGAAGGGAUGCUGGCUGAGUGUCCCGAGGAAGGAGACCACACCAUCGCCCAGGAAGGAGACCACACCAUCCGAGGGCGUCUUGUCCUCACGGCGGCAUCCUCUGAAGAGAGCGUCCGACAUGGCGGCCAAGUUCCCCCGGUAGACGUCAAUCCUCUGGUUCGAUUCCCGCUGCUGGUGUUCAACCUCACUCUGUGCAUAGCCGGCGUCGCGUUGAGCGCCGUGUCCGCGCUGUUGCUGGUGCAGACCCUGCAGUGGCGCGACGACAUCGAGGCCCUGCGCCUGGGCGGUCUGGGCGGCCUUCUCAUGUCGCACCUCGAGCUAGCCCUGCUCGGUGCCGGACUCGUCCUGAGCGCCGUCUCGUGUUGUGGCUGCGUCGGGGCGCUCCGCGAGAACGCCUGCCUGCUACGCGCUUACUCCUUCUCCCUGCUGUGCCUCAUCAUGACCGCCACGGUGCUUGGCACGGUUGUGCUUGUCAUGCCAGCCGGAGCCAAGAGAGCCGUGCAGAGGACGCUGUCGUCCACGCUGGUGGUGCACUACCGUGACUCCCCGGACGCCCAGCAGCUGGUGGACGCUGUCCAACGCCACCUGGGCUGCUGCGGCAUGACAAGCAAGAGCUUCAGGGACUGGAACGAAAAUAUCUACUUCAACUGCAGCGCGGACAACCCGAGCCACGAGCGCUGCUCGGUGCCGCACUCGUGCUGCAAGGGCAACGCCAGCUUCGUGGCGAAGCCGUCGACAGCGGCCAACUUCCACUGCGGCCGAGGCGUGCUCAACAUGAGCGACUACGAGGCCUGGUUCCACAUCAACUGGAACAACUGCGCCGACGCGGCGCUGCACGCGCUGCGCACGCACGCGCUCGCCGUGUGCGGGGGCUGCCUGGCGCUCUCGCUCUGCCUCGCCUUCCUCGACGCGCUGGCGCACACCACGCGCUCCGAAAUCGUGCUCAUACGCGAGUACUACGCGCGACACGGACUAACCGCGUAG
Rhipicephalus sanguineus (brown dog tick) is the source of this 1080-nucleotide messenger RNA. Its product is annotated as tetraspanin-33. The transcript has 5 exons. The record is from RefSeq and is a predicted model, not a curated record. Gene Ontology annotation, cellular component: membrane. Bases 1 to 1080 code for a protein of 359 amino acids. NCBI's taxonomy places the organism in Eukaryota, Metazoa, Arthropoda, Arachnida, Ixodida, Ixodidae.